Molecule: messenger RNA, 2481 nt
Organism: Myotis davidii
Lineage: Eukaryota; Metazoa; Chordata; Mammalia; Chiroptera; Vespertilionidae
Gene: PIK3R6
Product: phosphoinositide-3-kinase regulatory subunit 6
Exons: 21
Coding region: 231-1964 (577 amino acids)
Biological process (GO): G protein-coupled receptor signaling pathway; positive regulation of MAP kinase activity
Cellular component (GO): phosphatidylinositol 3-kinase complex, class IB
Molecular function (GO): 1-phosphatidylinositol-3-kinase regulator activity
Source: RefSeq, a predicted model, not a curated record
UGGAGGCUGCAGCUGAGGCUGAAACACCAGCUGGCUCCUCCAGGGCAUCGGCUUCUCUGGGGCUGGCAGCCUCCCGGGCAGGACUGUGGGGAGCUCAUCCGCUGAAGGACUUGGGGGACUGAGCUGCAGCACCUGAGCCGAGAACCAUCUCUGUGCAGAAAGAAACCAAACCACUUUACUUUCCAUUCUGCUGCCCGAGACAACCACAUCCUCCUCGCACACGCGCUCCCAUGGAGAGCUCAGAUGUGGAGCUGGACCUGCAGCGGAGCGUGCAGGCUGUGCUCCGGGAGCUCAGCGCCCAGGCCCCCGCCCUGCGGAGCAACCGAGGCAUGUGGAGGUGGUCCCUGCACAAGAAGGUGGAGCGGGAUCCUGGAAAGAGCCCGGUGCUGGUCCGCAUUCUGCUCCGAGAACUGGAAAAGGCAGAACGCGAGGACACCCGGCGCGUCAUCAUCCCUUUGCUGCACACGCUAAUGUACGUGCUCACCAAGGCCACAGGCAUCUCGCAGGAGCUCUACCGGAGGACCUACGCCUUCUGCAUGCGGCUACUGACCCUGCCCGCCCCCUACUGCACGGUGGCCCUGGACUGCGCCAUCAGACUGAAAACUGAGACUGCGGCCCCAGGGACGCUGUACCAGAGGCUGGUCAUUGCCGAGCAGAACUUGACGAGCGAGGUGUACCCCUACCAGGAGAGGGUGUUCCUCUUCGUGGAUCCGGAGCUGGUGCCUCCCUCCGUGUGCAGCGCCCUGCUGCUGGAGAUCCAGGCCGCCCAGACACAGCGGACACCCGAGGCCUGCAUGCGCCACGUGGUCUCCCACGCCCUGCAGGCAGCUCUGGGCGGGGCCUGCCGGGCGGAAGUUCUGCAAAGGAAGCUGCAGGGUCGCAGGCAGCAUCUGGGAGCAGGUGACCCCGUCCCAGAGCGGCCCCCGAGCAUCCCCCUGCCCAGCCCGCACAUCACGUUCCAGCUGUGGACAGAUGAGGAGCAGCUCUGGAGGGAACUGGUGCUCUUCCUGCGCCCGCGCUCCCAGGGGCGCCUGGCCAGGGCCUACCACAGCCUCAGGAAGCGAGAGACCCAGACGUUCUGCUUGUCUCCCAGGCUCAGCCUGCAGCUCUACUACAUCCCUGUGCUGACUCCUGAGAAGCGCGCAUCAUCCUGGCACUUGGAGCUCGGAGAGCUGGCGGCGUUCCUGGGCCGGGCGGACCCCUGGUACGAGAGCACCGUCAACACCUUGUGCCCGGCCAUCCAGAAGCUGGCGGAGAUGCCUCCCUCCCUGGACACAUCCCAGACCGUAGACCCCUUCAUCCUGGAUGUCAUCACCUACUAUGUCCGCAUGGGCACCCAACCCAUCUAUUUCCAGCUCUACACAGUCAAGAUCUUCUUCGGUGACCUGAGCCAGGACUCCGUGGAGGACAUUUUCCUCACUGAGCUGAAGGUGAAGAUCCAAGACUCCAAACUCCCCAAAGAGGCUUUCUCCCCCCGGAGGAGAGGUGCGGCUGAGGCCCCCGGGGCAGAGCUCUCCCUUUGCUACCGGAAGGCCCUGCUCAGCCACCGGACCCGAGAGGUUACCAUUUCCCUGAGAGCCACCGGGCUGGUCCUAAAGGCCCUUCCAGCCAGUGACACUGAAGACCACACGUGCCUGAGUGUUAACGUGACGGAAGUUGUCAAGUCGUCCAACUUGGCAGGAAGGUCCUUCUCUACAGUGACGAACACCUUCCGUGCGGCCAACGUCCAGAUCCAGAGCCAGGACCAGAGGCUGCUGACCCUGUGGCUGGACAAGGACCAUCGGCGCACUUUCAGGGAUGUGGUCAGAUUCGAGGUUGCCCCCUGCCCAGAGCCAUGUUCCGGGGCCCAGAAGUCUAAGGCACUAUGGCUCAGUUCACACCACCAGAAGGAGGUGGAAGGGACCAGAGCCAAGCCCAAGCCCCUUCUCAUGCCCAUCAACACGUUCUCCGGCAUUGUCCAGUGAGCCCAAAGGGGCAGUGGACGCGCUGAGUCCAAGAGCUGCUGGCCCACGAGGAAGGACACACUACCCACCAGUCCAAAUACUCACACCGGUGGCCGGAGCAAGGCCAGGCUGCCCUGGACUGGCCCCAAGGAGCCAGCGAGUGCCUGGAGCACAAGGAGGCUGGCCGUGAGGUUGACAGAGGCCACGCGAAGGCCCCAGGAUGCCCGGGCAAAGCUACACACACACACAAGCCCAGCUCCUGACACAGCUGUCCGCUCCUUCCAAUUCCCACCUCUCCCACUCAUGCUCCCCCCAGCCCUUAAGACCACAGUGACAGCUGCUGUUCUGGUCAGGGCCCGCGUCCUGGGGGGAAAUGGGAAGUAGACAAAGGCAACUACACCUCCUCUGCCUCCCACGUCUGCUCCCUUCCCUCACUCGAGCCUCUGCCCACCUCACCCACCCCCGGGCGUCUCUCUCCGUUGAGAGGAAAGUGUCAGAGUCAAUAAAUGCACACUAAAGUGUUUCUGCUUUUAUCUAA